Molecule: messenger RNA, 2442 nt
Organism: Fusarium keratoplasticum
Lineage: Eukaryota; Fungi; Ascomycota; Sordariomycetes; Hypocreales; Nectriaceae
Product: DNA replication licensing factor MCM7
Exons: 5
Coding region: 1-2442 (813 amino acids)
Biological process (GO): DNA strand elongation involved in DNA replication; double-strand break repair via break-induced replication; DNA replication initiation
Cellular component (GO): MCM complex; nucleus
Molecular function (GO): single-stranded DNA helicase activity; ATP hydrolysis activity; single-stranded DNA binding
Source: RefSeq, a predicted model, not a curated record
AUGGCGCUGCGCGAGUUCAAGGCCCCCGUCAGCUACGAGAAGCAGCAGCAUGCAUUCCAAGACUUCUUGACGGGCUACAAGACGUCGGCCGAGCAGACCAUCACAACAGCGCUUGGAAACAUCACAAUCGGCGAAGAUGACCUUGACGAUGAUUACGACCCUAUGGACGAGGACAAUCAGGAUGGAAACCGUGGUCAGGAUAAGGAGCGCCGGCGGACCCCUCACCACAAGUACAAGGAUAUGCUUCAGCAACUGGCAGACCGAGUAAUUGACGAAGCGACAAUCGAUCUUGAUGAUCUAGCAAUAUGGGAGAAUCAAGCAUUCGACAGUGACGACAGCUUGAGGCUUGUUGAGUCUAUCGAGAUGAACACAAAACACUACGUCGAGAUCGUCUCGAGAGCUGUGGAUGCGGUGAUGCCCCAGCCGAGCGUGGAUGUGACCUUCAAGGAUGAUGUCCUCGAUGUGUUGAUGGCGCGGCGGCAAGCCAGGAACCGAGAGCUCGACGAGGCUGCUGAGCGUGACCCUACAGUGGAAGGAGACAAGUUCCCUGCCGAACUCACCCGCAGGUAUACUCUUGUCUUCAAGCCCAGGUCAGGCACCUCAAGCAAGCCUGCAAAGGCAUUGGCCGUCCGGCAAGUGCGCGGCGAGCACCUGGGUCAUCUGAUCACUAUCCGCGCCAUCGCCACUCGAGUUUCCGACGUGAAGCCAAUUGUCCAAGUCAGCGCAUACACUUGCGAUAGAUGUGGUUGCGAGAUCUUCCAGCCCAUCACCGACAAGCAGUAUGGUCCUCUUACCAUGUGUCCUUCGGAAGACUGCAAGCAGAACCAGUCCAAAGGUCAACUCAACCCUUCCUCGAGGGCCUCGAAGUUCCUCCCCUUUCAGGAGGUCAAGGUUCAGGAGAUGGCAGAGCAAGUUCCUAUCGGUCAGAUUCCUCGAAGUCUUACCGUCUUUGCUUACGGCACACUUGUUCGACAAAUCAGCCCUGGUGAUGUUGUCGAUAUCUCGGGUAUUUUCUUGCCUACCCCUUAUACUGGCUUCAAGGCCAUGAAGGCUGGACUCCUCACCGACACAUACCUCGAGGCCCACCACAUUCUUCAGCACAAGAAGGCUUACAGUGAGAUGAUUGUCGAUCCUACGCUGGUCCGAAGAAUUGAAAAGUACCGCCAGACCGGCCAGGUGUAUGAACUUCUCGCCAAGUCGAUUGCUCCAGAGAUUUACGGUCACCUCGAUGUCAAGAAGGCUCUUCUCCUUCUCCUGAUCGGAGGUGUGACAAAAGAGAUGGGAGACGGUAUGAAGAUCCGUGGUGACAUCAACAUCUGCUUGAUGGGUGACCCCGGUGUGGCCAAGUCCCAGCUUCUCAAGUACAUCUCAAAGGUUGCUCCUCGAGGUGUCUACACGUCAGGACGUGGAAGCAGUGGUGUCGGUUUGACAGCCGCUGUGAUGCGAGACCCCGUCACUGAUGAGAUGGUCCUCGAAGGCGGUGCUCUCGUUCUUGCUGACAACGGUAUCUGCUGUAUCGAUGAAUUCGACAAGAUGGACGAGACCGACCGUACUGCCAUUCACGAAGUUAUGGAACAGCAGACCAUCUCCAUUUCCAAGGCUGGAAUUUCCACUACCCUCAACGCCCGUACCUCUAUCCUCGCCGCUGCUAACCCUGUCUACGGACGAUACAACCCUCGCAUCUCGCCUGUCGAGAACAUCAACCUCCCCGCCGCGCUCUUGUCUCGAUUCGAUAUCCUUUUCUUGCUUCUUGAUACCCCUACACGCGAGACGGAUGAGCAGCUCGCCAAGCACGUUGCCUUUGUGCACAUGAACAGCCGACACCCUGAUAUUGGUACCGACAAUGUGGUUUUCAGCCCUCACGAGGUGCGAUCAUACAUUGCUCAGGCUCGAACCUACCGACCCGUCGUCCCUGAGUCAGUGUCGGAGUACAUGAUCAAGACAUACGUCCGCAUGCGAGACCAGCAGCAGCGUGCUGAGAAGAAGGGCAAGCAGUUUACCCAUACAACUCCCCGUACUCUGCUCGGUGUUGUGCGUUUGGCCCAGGCCCUGGCGCGACUGCGUUUCAGCAACGAGACCACUCAGGAUGAUGUCGAUGAGGCGCUGCGACUUGUCGAGGCUAGCAAGGAGAGUCUGAAUAGUAAUCUAGGCUCUGGUCAAACGCAUCGCAGCGCCACCGACGAGAUCUUCAGGCAGGUCAAGACAUGGGCUGACAAUGGUGCCUGCCGUCCUGACGAUGUUGACAAUGACGGUCGCGGCGUUGAGCUAAGCAUGAGAAAGGUCAAGGAACGAAUUAUUGCCAAGGGUUUCACUGAAGAUCAGUGGCUCAACGCCCUGGAACAGUAUGCCAGUGUUGAUCUCUGGCAAACUACUGGCAGUGGCACGAGACUGGUGUUUGUCGCGGGUAACAAUGAUGUCCCGGAUGAUGAUAUGGACUUUUAA